UCGGGCAGUGAAUUUGAGCAAUACCGCGAGAACGUGACUCGGAGAUUAUACAGAGACUAGAAACAUAAUUAAAUUCUUAAAUCAUAGAGAAUGGUAAUCGAUUGAGAGUUGUUACAAAGAAGCACAAGUUUUUCUCACAUUUCACUGAUUUUAACCAGACGGGAAAGCCUCUGGUCGAUCUCUUUUCUUCAGACGAGCCCAAAAAGGAGAAACUCACUCUCGCUCAUUUAUUUUGUUCAACUUUUAUGCUCUUCCUAGGCCGGCAGGCAGUUGGCGAAGUGCAGCGAAUGACGUAGACGAUCGAGCCCCAGCUGAUCUAGGAGCUUUGGAACCAAAAACUCAACCAACCACCUUCACUUCAUUUUUGAUUCGAUCGUCGAGGCGUACGAACGCGUGACCACCUUCGCGGGCGCGUGCACAUGCGGGUUAAACAGCAUCUAUAGUGUAUGCUAGUGAUUGCAUAAUUUUCGCGGGUUUUAUUUCUAAGGUUGUAGUUACUCGGAUGACUGGCGAUUAGCUAAUGUUUCAAAUAUCGAUGAAAAACGGUGCUUACUUUGGAUUAUCACGCAUAUUGGGCAGGGUUCAGCAGCUGGCGAUAUCCCGUUAGGGUAUGUGGUUCAACGAGUGAUGGAAGAAGUUGAGUGAUGUUCCAGCGAAGUUAGUGUUCAACAGAAGAAUGGUGUGCACAUAAUAUCGUUCGAAAGGAACUGUUUUUGUGGAUCGUUUCGUCAACAGUUACUGUUACAAAAACGGGAACAAUGGUGAUACCAGGAAUCCCAUUCGUGAAACUAGUCCCGUUGCUGGGAGGAUCAGCGCUGAAAGCUGCACCAGCCGUGACCGCGGUCACGGCUACGGUCGCGGCUGCCAUCAAAACCGCCACCACAAUAGUGGGUGUGGGAAAACUUGCCAUCGUACCGAUACUGAUAGCAUCGUUAGCUUACUACAACUAUGACCUGUUUGACCCAGAGAAUCGACCGUUCAACAUGAAGCAUGUAGAGCGAGAGUACGAUUUCAUUGUCGUUGGAGCAGGAUCAGCCGGCGCAGUCGUAGCUUCGCGGUUAUCAGAGAUCAACGAUUGGAAAGUGUUACUGCUGGAAGCCGGUGGCCACGAAACGGAGAUCUCUGAUGUACCGAUACUGUCCCUAUAUUUGCACAAAAGCAAACUGGACUGGAAGUAUAGGACCCAACCCCAGAAGACAGCGUGCCAGGCAAUGAAAGAUAAUCGGUGCUGUUGGACUCGUGGAAAAGUACUCGGUGGAUCGUCCGUUCUCAACACAAUGCUGUACGUUCGAGGAAAUAAGCGAGACUUUGAUCUCUGGCAAGCUCUCGGCAAUCCAGGCUGGGGCUACGAAGACGUACUACCGUACUUCCGGAAAUCAGAGGACCAACGUAAUCCUUAUCUAUCGCGGAAUAAGAGACAACAUGGAACAGGUGGUCUUUUAACAGUUCAGGACUCACCCUACUUGACACCACUAGGAGUUUCAUUCUUGCAGGCCGGAGAAGAGAUGGGCUACGAUAUAGUUGACGUCAACGGGGAACAACAAACUGGAUUCGCAUUCUUUCAAUUUACGAUGCGGCGCGGAACCAGAUGUAGCGCGUCCAAAGCGUUCCUAAGACCGGUGCGAAAUAGGAAAAAUCUGCAUGUUGCGUUGUACUCCCAUGUCUCGAAAAUAAUUAUGGAUCCAAAAAAUAAACGAGCUCUGGGUGUGGAGUUCAUCCGAGAUGGGAAGAGAGAGGAUGUAUAUGCCACCAGAGAGGUCAUUCUGUCGGCUGGAGCUAUUGGAACUCCUCAUCUGAUGAUGUUAUCUGGAAUUGGACCGAGAGAAAACCUGGAGCAAGUAGGAAUUCCCGUAAUUCACGAGAUGCCAGGAGUUGGUCAAAAUCUUCAAGAUCAUAUUGCAGUAGGUGGGUUAGUCUUUCGAGUGGAUCAACCCAUAUCGGUAAUCAUGAAUCGACUGGUCAAUUUGAAUUCUGCAAUUCGAUAUGCGGUAACAGAGGAUGGACCAUUGACGAGUAACAUCGGACUGGAAGCGGUCGCAUUCAUCAAUACAAAAUAUGCCAACCAGUCGGAUGACUGGCCAGAUAUUGAAUUCAUGUUGACGAGCGCUUCUACACCGUCCGAUGGAGGUGAUCAGGUUAAGAAGGCCCAUGGUUUGAAGGAUGAAUUUUACGAUUACAUGUUCAGUGAAAUAAACAACCAGGAUGUUUUCGGUGUAUUUCCGAUGAUGUUGCGACCAAAGAGUCGGGGGUUCAUCCGCUUACAGUCGAAAAAUCCACUCAGAUAUCCAUUGCUGUACCACAAUUAUCUCACACAUCCCGAUGACGUUGGUGUGCUGCGCGAAGGGGUCAAAGCAGCCAUUGCAUUCGGCGAGACUCAAGCGAUGAAACGAUUCGGCGCCAGAUUUCACAGCAAACAGGUGCCGAAUUGCAAGCAUUUGCCGGAGUUCACCGAUGAAUACUGGGACUGUGCCAUUCGUCAGUACACAAUGACAAUUUAUCAUAUGAGUGGAACGGCAAAAAUGGGCCCCCGGGGAGACCCGUAUGCUGUGGUGGAUAAUAAACUACGUGUUCAUGGCAUCAAAGGACUACGGGUAAUUGAUGCAAGUAUCAUGCCCAGGAUAACUAGCGGCAAUAUCAAUGCACCCGUUAUUAUGAUUGGCGAAAAGGGAGCCGAUCUAAUCAAGGAGCUGUGGCAUCAAGGGGUUUCUUACAACAAUCGUCGGGGGAAGCGAGAACGCGACCCUUUGGCAAAUGUUACCAGUGCUAGCACCAAUGAAACUACCACCGUUAGUACCAAUUCCAGUUUAGUGAACGAAAACAGCAUUAGCUAGGAUUAAGAGAACUCAGGUGUGCGUAUCAGUAGUUAAGUUAGACCAAACACCUCGGUAGGUAGUAACAGUCCAAAACACCAUUGCAAGCGUUUGUUGUUUUAUUCGUUAUAAUGUUUGUCACCAUACCAUCCGUGCCUACCCUGAACAAUGUAUAUAGUUUAUUUCAUAUUAGAAUGUAGCAAACGGUAUGUUUCUCACGAGUCUGAAAGUCAUUUUGUAAAUUACUUGAAAAAUGUAAAGUAAUCAUACAUUUAUAUGAUGAUGAAAAUGACUGACUAUUUAAAUGUUAAAAUGUUUGAUGUGAGACUGAACGAGAUAACAUGAGCAAUAAAUUAAGGUUAUGUGUUCACUUGUAUGUUCCUUUCAUUAAAAACGGACUUCGAAUCAAUGUUAAUACCUCGUGUCUUACAGAAAGUGAAGCAGUCAAGCGAAUAUCCAAAUGAUUGGUAAUGGAGA
This is a messenger RNA of Topomyia yanbarensis, 3287 nucleotides long. Its product is annotated as glucose dehydrogenase [FAD, quinone]. Bases 759 to 2831 code for a protein of 690 amino acids. The record is from RefSeq and is a predicted model, not a curated record. Gene Ontology annotation, molecular function: oxidoreductase activity, acting on CH-OH group of donors; flavin adenine dinucleotide binding. Lineage: Eukaryota; Metazoa; Arthropoda; Insecta; Diptera; Culicidae. The transcript is spliced from 3 exons.